Molecule: messenger RNA, 2298 nt
Organism: Humulus lupulus (European hop)
Lineage: Eukaryota; Viridiplantae; Streptophyta; Magnoliopsida; Rosales; Cannabaceae
Exons: 6
Coding region: 355-2064 (569 amino acids)
Biological process (GO): cortical microtubule organization
Cellular component (GO): cortical microtubule
Source: RefSeq, a predicted model, not a curated record
GAAAGGAAGCUUAGCUCCGAAUGUCAAUUAGUUUUAUAAUUGGGGAAUGAAUGCUUCCAUUCCAUGAAGUCAGGUAUGGUAUGGGUGUGGCUUAUGCUUGCUUGCUUCCUUCCCUUCCUUAUACAAUUGAAAUAGCCCACAUCUUCUUCAUUCAAUACGCUGACCUACUCUUUUCUAUUCUACUCUCUCUGCCAUUUUUCCUGUUGUUCAGAUCUAAAUCUGUCCCCCUCUCUCUCAUGUGACGUAAAACUAAAUCUAAAAAAAAUAAUAAUAAUAAAUAAAUCUCCAUUAGAGAAACCGAACUUUGAAUCUACUUCUACUACAAUGGAGGUCUAGGAGGAAGAGGAGGCAGUGAUGAUGAUGAAUCGGAGGGACUCUUUCAUCGGAGGAAGGAAUAAUAUUCCCAUGUUGGCACAGCACCGGCGAGGUCAAAGUUUAAAUCUCGCGGGAAACAAGGUCGACGCCGCCGAUGAGAACUUGGAUCUGUUCUCAAAGAACCGGCGGAGUCUCUCCGUCACAUCCUCCGACGAAUCCUCAGAUGUUUCGGUGAAAUUGGGGAAACUAUCAGUUGGAUCGGCGAAAGUUUCUCGGAGUGGCAUCGAUGAUCUGUUGUCCUCCACAGACGGAGGAAAGCACGACUACGAUUGGCUACUUACUCCUCCUGGAACUCCAACAAUAUUCCCUUCAUCAGAGGCAAGUGAAUCUAAACCAACCAUAGCAGCUCCAAGAAGCAGUUCCUUAGCCAGAUCAUCUGCUACUACUAAGGCUUCAAGGCUAUCAGUUUCACUAUCUGAGAAUAAUCACCAUUCAAGACCAGCUAGAAGCAGCUCAGUGACUCGCUCCUCAACCUCCACAUCAAUGUAUGGUAACUAUUCCUCAAACAGAUCUGGAUCAAUACUUAACACAAGCUCUGCAUCAGUUUCAUCUUAUACACGACCAUCCUCUCCCAUUACCCGCUCUCCAUCUAGUGCAAGACCUUCCACUCCUUCUAGAGCCCGCCCAAGUCUAUCCAGUUCAUCUGCAGAAAAAAGUCGAUCAGUUCAAAGCUCAAGGCCCUCCACUCCCAGUUCUAGGCCACAAAUCCCUGCAAACUUGAGUUCUCCAGUUGUUAGAUCAAAUUCUCGUCCAUCUACCCCUACUCGUAGGAAUCCAGUAUCUUCUAUCUCUCCAGCAGCAAGUCCUUCAAUUUCAACUGGCCGUGUGCUAUCAAAUGGACGCAAUCCAAAUCCACCAUCCAGACCAAGCUCUCCUGGACCACGUGUUCGGCCUCCUCCUCAGCCAGUUGUUCCCACUGAUUUUUCUCACGACACACCACCAAACCUUAGAACAACUUUACCACCAGAUAGGCCAGUUUCUGCAGGUAGGUCAAGACCAGGUGCUAUAGUCUCAAUGAAGGGAAAUUCAGAUACCACAGCGGCUACCAAUAUAUCAAGAAGGCAUUCAUCACCCAUUGUCACAAGAGGAAGACUCUCAGAACCAACCGGAAGGGUUCGUCAACAUGGAAAUGGACACCUUACUGAUGCUGAAGCUCGGAAGGGCUCCCAUCUUCCAGAUUCAGCAGUGAGGAAACCUGUAAAAACAUCAACAACAUCUGGCGAUGGCAAUGGAUUUGGGAGGACGAUCUCAAAAAAAUCUCUGGAUAUGGCUAUCAGGCAUAUGGAUAUAAGAAGUGGUGCAGGGAACAGUCGGCCACUUACUGGCACCACACUCUUCCCUCAAAGCAUUCGAUCCACGUCCUCAAAAUCCCAGUCGGCUCGUAGUUUGAGUUCUUCAUCGUCUGUCAGCAUCAAUGGAGGGUUACAAACCAGUUAUAAUGGAAUCAUGCUAGAGAAUGAAAAUCAUAUUAAUCGGUAUGUUGAAAAUGGAAUUGAAUCUGAUGCUGGACGACAUUCUGCAAAGUUAAGUGAAGUGGACAUAUAUGAGAGCUCACGAUAUGAUGCAAUUUUGCUGAAAGAAGACUUAAAAAACACAAACUGGCUGCAUAGUAUUGAUGACAAAACAGAUCAAGGGCCUAUUUUUGAUAAUGGAUUCGAAGCUCUGCCUGAACCUUUCGGCCUCUUAUAACAUCUGGAGAGUGGUUUUCUUAAUAUUCUCUUGUUUUCAAUUUUCAAUUUUUUUGAAUGUUCAUUUGGAUGAAAUUAUUUGGUUUCGUUGAUGAAGAAUGGAGUAUGUCAAAUCACUCCAAACAGGAAGAAUGAGAAGGUGGUAUGUGUUUCUGCAGAGAGAUCAAUGAAUUAUUUGUUCUGUAUUUGCAAAUGGUGUUGCAAUGGUGCAAAGUAGAAGAGCUUUUCUGUAGUA